GCUCGUCGAGUUCGACCGCUCACCUCGUCACCUAAUACAAAGGCAAACGUCCUUUUCUUCUCAUUGUUGUUCUUUCUAUAUAUAAUAAACCCUCCGCUCUGUACAAAGCUGUCGUUCGAGCCCAAGCCUUUUCGUUUUCCUUUCUCCGCUUCGUCAGAAUCACGGUCCACGCCUCUCUUGUUCGGUAGCUUUUGGUGGAAAAACCAUGAAAAAUGAUCUCUUUUCGUCUCCUUGAUGUGCUUUUUCUCUGCUUUCGAUUUCGAUUGAAAGUUUCUGAAGAAGAUAAGCAACUGGCGGCGGUGGGUGUUGCCGGCGUUGGAAUUUUAGUUUCCAUUUUGUGCUUCUUGUCGGGAAUAGCAUUGCGGGAAUCACUGGUAAACGAGCUUGUCUUGGAGAUUAAAAUUAUGGAAUUCUGUUGUUAAUGCUUUGCGAUUUUGUCUGGUUUUUGUGAGAUUAAUCUGCAUUUGAAUGCUACCGAGCAUUUGGGGAUAAAUAAUUAGGGUUUUCAAUUGAUUUGGUGGAAUUUGGGGGCAGCUUGUUUCGUCGUAGCUGGUUUUGGUUUCUGGAAUGGUUAAAUAGUUAGUGUUGUUGACGAGAUAUGUAUACGAAUCUGAUUCGGAUGGCGAAUUGGGGGUGGGGUUGACUUUAAUUUUGGUUUCAUCAGUUCGUUCUUAAGAUUUGGUAAUGUGAGGAUUUUUAGGGUUUUGGAUUUUAGGGGUUUUGGAUGCUGAUGAUAAUCAUCGAAGAAAGAUUACACCCUUUUUAUUUGGGAUUGAAUUUUGGUUCAUUGUACUACUAGAAAUGGAUGUUUGGGUUUUUGCUGCUGCCGCCGGCGCCGGAUAUGUAGCUCAGAAAUUGAAGAAUCUUCGAUUUAAUAAAAGUAAUUCGUGCUCGGUUUCUGGCAAGAAGUGUAGCUUUGAUCUUUUUGAUUCCUCCAGAGCUGCAAUGGCUGCGCAAGAAAGUGUCGAGGGGCAUAAAAAACUGUCGUGUAAUGAUGCUUCGAAUAGUGGAGCUGAAAGGGACAGUAUGGCAAUGGUUGUUGAUUCAAUGUUCCGAGGUGUGGUUUAUGAUCCGAAUUCUUCAAAGGGACGUAAUGUCGAGGAUAGUGACAAAGGGGAUUGGGAGGACAGAGUGGCUUUCGACGCUGGCGAGGUUCUUACAGGAGAUACGGCAACUCAAUCUUCAUCAAGAGAUGUUGGAUUUUAUUACGGGUUUAAACGGGGUAGAAGUAGCCGGAAAUUUGGAGGAAUUAGGAGUAAAUUCAUGAAGCCGCGAAAUUCGCUCGAAAGCUGUGUGAUGGCUCAGUUUUAUAGAGAAUAUGCCAAAUUUGAGGAAUGCAUUUGCUCGGUUCAUCCUCCGGAGAAACCAAUUUCGAAUCCAUUUUGUGUGAGUGAUGGAAGUAAAGUAAUUCGAAGAAUGCCUUGUGAGUCUUGUAGUAUGACACGAGAAACGAUCAAACCUGAAGUUUGUAAUGAUACAUGUCCUGAAGGGGAUGAAUUAGUCGUUGGCAUUCCAAAAUUGCCUCCCGUGAAGUUGUCGCAGAGAGGUAAAGCUAAAGUCGGAACUGAGCAGGUUUUGAUGGAGAGACGAAAUGUGAAAUUGGCGACUGGAAAUCGAAGUAAUGAACAAGAUGGAUUAUCCGACGGUACUCUCCAAUUCUACGUUGGAUUGACUAUGGGCAUCUUAUAUUCAUUCUGGGGGAGCAAAUGGGAAAUCGAAAAGUUAAAGAAAUCAUUGGCGCAGACCGAGAGCCUCAUCCAGGACUUGCACGAGGAGCUCGAGAUGAAAGAUGCAUUAACAGUGAAGGAGCUUGCGGUCGAGGAUCAUGAAUCACCAAAUGCGCAGAACGAUUCUCACGUUGACGACGCCGGGCAACCAGCUUCAUCACUCGAAGAAAAACAGGACAAUUCUUCGAGGAAUUGCAAUGCCGAUAAAGUUGCUGAUGAAGAAUCGUUGCGGAAAAUUGAAGCAGAGCUUGAAGCCGAACUGGAUAUGUUGGAAACGAACAUGAAUUCCUCUCGGUUUAAAGGGCAAAUGUCCAGUUUAGCAAAGCUCGAUCCGAAUUUCGUAUCCAAUGUUAUCGAGGGCGAGUUUCGAGCCGACUUAUUCGGGGUAAAAGUUGGUGCCCAAGUUUACGCUGAUAGAGACGGGAGCAACCGUUCGACGCCACGGUACGACCAAUAUCCCGUCUCUCCUAGGGAGCUAAGUCUCCGCUUACACGAAGUCAUCCAGUCGAGGCUCGAAGAGCGCGUGCGGGAGCUCGAGGCGGCGCUCGAGCACAGCCGUCACAAGAAGCUCGAGUGUUCCCCGGAAUCUGACCGCACCCAUUCGUCCGAGCACGAAAUCGCGGCUGCGUCCCGCGAUUUUGAUCAGCCCGUCAUCAUCAACCUCUCGCGGGGAACUCCGGCUGCAUACAACGACGCGUACGAGGAUGAGGAAGAGAUGUGUCCGUUUUCCGGUGGGGGUCGGGGGGCGGAAAUGCGCCGGAAUUCAGAAGAGGAAUUGCCGACGGCGACGACGGCGGCGGCGGCGGCAAUUGAGCAGUGUAGCAGUGGGGAGGAAGAUGAGAUGGAGAAGAUGCUGAUAAGGCAGAUUGUGGAGAAGGCGAGGAAAGGGUCGCCGGCGGUGAUCAAUGCUCGGAGGGCUUUGCUGUCUGCUGAAUUUUGAUGCCGAUUAUUCAGAAUUAGGAUUUUUUUUUUGUGGUGAUUUUUUAAUUAAUGUGUUCUGUAGCCUUUUUGACGUAUGAAUUUUUUGUAUUUUUAAAAAAGAAAGUGUUAAAAUGUGUGUAAGUUCUGUUUUUCUAAA
This is a messenger RNA of Andrographis paniculata, 2805 nucleotides long. RefSeq lists its product as uncharacterized. Gene Ontology annotation, biological process: asymmetric cell division. The coding region runs from base 802 to 2667 and encodes 621 amino acids. Lineage: Eukaryota; Viridiplantae; Streptophyta; Magnoliopsida; Lamiales; Acanthaceae. The record is from RefSeq and is a predicted model, not a curated record. The transcript is spliced from 3 exons.